AUGGACACAUUGUGGCUGAAGGGUCUGGUAUAUGGAAUAUUAUUCUUCGAAACUGUCCAAUCCGUUAUUUAUCUGGACUUCGUCUACUCUGUCUACUACAACGUCGUCACCCAUUUCUCCGAUCCCUUCAACCUUUCGGCAUCCCAUCAGUGGACAACAAGACUACUUGCACCGGCAGCUGGUGCCACAAUUGUGCUUUGCCAAAGUUUCUAUGCCUACCGGGUGUACCGUGUCGGCGCGCUCUACCUCUACCGGCUACUCAUUGCCGCUGCAAUAAUAAUCAUGACGUGCACAUUCGGCUUCACGGCAGCGUCCGCCGUCGCAGGGGCGGAAUUACUGCCCGGUCACCAACUCGUGUACUACGUCAACGCGGGUAUGAUCAUGAGUGUCCUGGGCUUGCUGGCUUUCGUAUUCGCUAUGACACAUCAUGGGAGCUUCAUUUACAUUGGCUUCAGCGCCGUCGGGGUCAAAGUGUAUGCCAACUCCGUCCUCGCGAUCAUCAAUUGUCGCCAACAUCUCUCGGAUCGCGGGCGCGCCGGUUUUGAGAUGGGGACGCAAGUGCAAGAUGGCGUCGCGGAGUCGGAGUCAGCAGCCACGGAAAACCAUGCGGAGCACGAUAAGCUCAACACAACUAGCUUCGAGUAA
Trametes versicolor FP-101664 SS1 is the source of this 645-nucleotide messenger RNA. RefSeq lists its product as uncharacterized. The record is from RefSeq and is a predicted model, not a curated record. The coding region runs from base 1 to 645 and encodes 214 amino acids. NCBI's taxonomy places the organism in Eukaryota, Fungi, Basidiomycota, Agaricomycetes, Polyporales, Polyporaceae. The transcript is spliced from 17 exons.